UUACCGUUUGGGUUGUGGCUACGCACUUGUUACCGUAGAGCGUGUUAGCAUAGCAUAGCACAGCACAGCAGCACGGCCCGGCACGGCACAGCACGUGAAAAAGUACCUAAUUUGACAACUUGGACAAACCGGAGUUGACUUCACCGGACACGGCUUAGUUGACCGACUCAUGGCUAAAGUACACGGCGGCACGUCUGGCUGUAGGGCUUUCGUAAUGGCUGGUCAAUUCUUGUCAAAGCCGGCGACGCCGCUCACUCAGCCCCAGCAGAACACCAGUCAGCGGAAACUCGCCAAAAUACAGCGGCGCAUGCUGUCAGUCACCCCCGCUGUACAGGUCAACAAGACUCCCAUUCAGAACCAGCUAGACGCGGCCAGCUUCAUCCCGCCUACCGAGCGCGGUGCGUGGUCGAACCGCCAGCUGGUCUACCGGGACGUCAAAGCGUUUCUAAAUGAAGUCGGCGGGGAUCCGCGAGAGGCUCGUUACUGGCUGACGCAAUUUCAGAGGGCUCAUGUGUGUAAAACGCCUGCUUUCGCCGUUCUGGAGAUCGACUCGUCAGUGUUUAAGAGCUAUGAGAUGGUGCAGAGUUUGGCGUUCGGCUUGUCUUUCCUGCAGCGCAUGGACAUGAAGACCGUGGUGGUAAUGGGGCUUCCUCCUGAGAUGAUGAAAGAAAACUGUGUACCUGAUGGCCCUGUUUCCUCUGACUCCAGGGCUUUACUGAUUAAAUAUUGCCAAGCUCUUUCUGAGGCCUUGCAGCACAGCUCGGCCAGUGUCAUUCCUUUCUUUAGUGCAGAGUCAAUGCUGCGACUUCAGGAGCCUCAACACAGCAGCAGCAGUGCUGCCUCCAUCGUGGUAGACACAACCCUGCUGCAGUGGAGUCUGGACUGCGGUGCCAUUCCCCUGGUCUGCCCUGUGGGCAGUGAUGCAACCGGCUGCUCCACUCUCCUCAAUUCAGUCGAUGUCACCGUAGCCAUCUCCCGAGCACUCCAGCCCAUCAAAGUCAUGUUCCUCAACAGCUGGGGCGGCCUCCGCAACCAGAACCUAAAGGUGCUAGGUACUGUGACUCUGCCGAGUGACCUGCCGCUGUUGUCCACCGCUGAGUGGCUGUGUGUGCUGGAGCGCAGGCAGGUCAGCGCUAUCGCUCACCUCCUCAACCAGCUCUCUCCUGAGAGCUCAGCAGUCAUCACAUCAGCUAACACACUGCUCACCGAGCUCUUCAGUCAUAAAGGUGCUGGCACCAUGUUCAAAAAUGGAGAUCCCAUUCACAAGUACAGCAGCCUUGAAGGCAUAGACAUGGACCGUCUCUUGGCUCUGAUUAACAAAUCUUUUGGGAAGUCGCUAAAGGAAGACUACAUCAGCUCUAUUAAGGACAGACUUCAUUCCAUCUAUCUGUCUGAGGGGUACAGCGCAGCAGCCAUCAUCACCUCUGAGCCAGUCAGCAGUGGGGUUCUGUAUCUGGAUAAGUUUGUGGUGAGUGACAAUAAACAGGGCCAAGGCACGGGUCAGAUCCUCUGGGAGUGUAUUCGCCAAGACGUGGGCAAGCUCUUCUGGAGAUCCUGUGCCAGUAAUCGCAUCAAUUCUUGGUACUUCAAGCACUGUGAUGGCAGCUUUGUGAACGGCCGCUGGAUCGUGUUCUGGUUAGGCCUGUCCGAUAUACGUGAGUCAUUCGAGCUGAUAGAAUAUGCCAAGCAGCUCCCAGAUUCAUUCUGCCAAAACUCCGAGAGUGAUGCAUCUAUCCAUCAGACACCAGCUGGGUCUUAAACACUACUACUGCAUGUCACACCCUGGAUUUCAGCAUAGGCAUGCCUCUGUGCCUUUCACAUUAAACUAAUGUAUGCCAUUGGUUUCAAAGCUUGGGGUUGGUGAGAGUGGCUCCCUAUUUGUGUUUGCUAGUUUUCAUUCUGAUUUGGCUUUAGAUGAAGUUCUGACAAUUCUCUUGCACAGCAGACAUACAGGUCUUUAUACCGGAAGUUCAGUUGGAAUUUCAGAACAUUAAAAUUCCCCAUUAUAAAUGUUUACAGCAUAAUCUCCAGCAGAUGUUCAGUGGUAAACCGUGGAACUGUUGCACUUAGGUUAUUUUUUAUUCUAUUAUUAAAGCCUACUUUAUAGCUAUUUCUUAGGAUUGACUAUUAUUUAAGUCAUUAAUUUUGAUCAACACCAUUACAUAGUCUGUUAACCAGGCUUGCCAGUAAUGUAGGUCUCUGAUUACAGAGCAUUGUUGUUAAAUAAUACAUUCAUAAUUAUGGCUGGGGAAAUUUACCUGAUUUGUUUACAUUAGUCAUUGUGAGCCAUACUGUAUUGCGAUGCACACUUAAUUUAGAUGUUAGAUUUCCUGAAUUUAAAUUGCUGCAAUUUUGCUGUUUGACUUUUCACAUGUGAAACUGGAGAUAAUCGAGGACCUUUUGCAUUCACAUUUUGCAAGUAAUUAACUAAUAUAUUUGAAUAUUAUAUUUGAAUUUUACUAAGGCUUAGGGAACACUGUGGAGUUGUGUGUGAAUAAGUUUAAAUUGCAUUAAAACCCUCUAGGUUUUACAUGAA
Molecule: messenger RNA, 2536 nt
Organism: Tachysurus fulvidraco (yellow catfish)
Lineage: Eukaryota; Metazoa; Chordata; Actinopteri; Siluriformes; Bagridae
Gene: nags
Product: N-acetylglutamate synthase
Exons: 8
Coding region: 170-1759 (529 amino acids)
Biological process (GO): L-arginine biosynthetic process
Cellular component (GO): mitochondrial matrix
Molecular function (GO): L-glutamate N-acetyltransferase activity, acting on acetyl-CoA as donor; arginine binding
Source: RefSeq, a predicted model, not a curated record